Messenger RNA from Frankliniella occidentalis (western flower thrips), 3142 nucleotides. RefSeq names its product homeobox protein Hox-A4-like. Gene Ontology annotation, molecular function: DNA-binding transcription factor activity, RNA polymerase II-specific; RNA polymerase II transcription regulatory region sequence-specific DNA binding. The coding region runs from base 347 to 1633 and encodes 428 amino acids. The record is from RefSeq and is a predicted model, not a curated record. Gene Ontology annotation, biological process: anterior/posterior axis specification; regulation of transcription by RNA polymerase II; animal organ morphogenesis. Lineage: Eukaryota; Metazoa; Arthropoda; Insecta; Thysanoptera; Thripidae. The transcript has 4 exons. Gene Ontology annotation, cellular component: nucleus.
CCCCCUCCCCGCCACCCCUCCCCGCCCCGCACCCGGCGAGCUCCGCCUGCUGCGCCGAGCUCAGCUUAGCGCGAGCGGGGCUGGCAAGGCUGGCGGGGCCGCGCGGAGCGGGAGCCGUUCGUCCUGCUGGCAGCACUGCUGCCCGUCCAGUCGAGUCCUGUGCGGCGUGCCGAGCGCAUCGCACGUCCCGAGUGCCGCCGUGCAGAGUGCUUUGCCGAGCCGAGAGCGAGUGCCGUUCGAGAAGUGACAGUGCAGUGCGUCGUGUGGGCGUGAAAUGCGCAUCGUGUCUGCCGAGUGCCAUCAGCAGCAGUAGGAGCCCUCCGCCCCCAAGGACGUGUCGAACACCAUGGUGUCGUACUGCAACUCUCUCGCCAUGUACCGGCACCAGCAGCAGCCCCACCCCGCCCCCGGGUGGUACCAGUCGUACCAGCCGCAGGUGCACCCGCAGGUGCCGCAGCAGUACCUGAGCUGCGUGCAGGACGCGCACGCCGCCGCGCACCACCAGCACCAGCAGACCAUCCCGUCGUGGCACCACCCGGCGCACCCGCCGCCCCCGCACCACCCCGUGUUCCAGCCCGGGGACUGGUCGCCGUCGAGCACGCCCGACUACAUGCACCACCACCACCAGUCCCUGCACGAGCACGCCGACGCCCUGCUGCCGUCGCCGCCCAUGACGGUGUCCGGGUCCGACAUGUCGUCGCCGUCGGGGGGCACGGGCGGCACCGUCACCCCGCCCCAGUCCAGCGGCCCCGGCCCGGGAACGCCCCUGGGUACGCCCCUGGGCACACCGCGGCCCGUGCCCGCCAGGUCGCCGUUCGAGUGGAUGAAGAAGCCCUCCUACACGAGCCAGCCCAACCCCGGCGAAGCUGGGACAGAGCCAUUGAGCAAGACGCGGACAAAGGACAAGUACCGAGUCGUGUACAGUGAUCAUCAGCGCCUGGAGCUGGAGAAGGAGUUCCACUACAGCCGCUACAUCACCAUCCGCCGCAAGGCCGAGCUGGCCGCCAGUCUCGGGCUGUCGGAACGACAGGUCAAAAUCUGGUUCCAGAACCGGCGCGCCAAGGAGAGGAAGCAGACCAAGAAGCGCGAGGAGCUCGACCAUAAAGUGAAGCCGGAGGACCUGCAGCCCCAGGGCCACCAGGGCCACCAGGGCCACCCUCCGCACCUCGGCGGCCACGGUCACUCCCUCGCGCACGUGCACCACCACGCCCUCCACCACCAGCUCCACCACCAGAUGCACCACGGCCACCACAGCGGGUCCAACCCCGGCUCCACCAGCCCCCUGUCGCUGCCUCUGUCGCACUCCGGCCCGGGAGGCUCGCUCGGAGGCGGGCCUCUCGGGGGCGGAUCUCUCGGGGGCGGGCCUCUCGGGGGCGGACACGGCGGUCACUCCGGGGGCCACCUGGUGCACCACCACAUGCUGGCCAGCGCGGGGAGCGCGAGCCAGCACACCUCCAGCGGGGGUGGCGGCGGGGGCGGCGGCAGCGGGAGCAGCAGUAGCAGUGGGGGCGGCUCUUCGGCAAGCGGCCCCUUGUCGACGUCUGCCUCCAACAACAGCUCUGGCAGCACCGGGUCCGCCUCGGGGGCGGCGGCCAACGUUUCGUCCGGGGGCGGCAGCGGCUCCAUCAUGUGACCCACAGUGGAGCUGUGCCUCGGGGACGCACCGGAGGUCUGGUGAUCUCUCCUGGACCCGGAACUCAGGCCUCAGGCUCCUCGGGGCCCAAGUGCGUGGAAGGCGCGUGCCAGAGGAUGACGGACACUCGCGUGACGUCGCGGACCUUUUGAAACCGGGGGGGUGCCUGGCCCGGUGACACUCAAUGCCCUCACUCACUCACUUCCCCUUUGUUCCACGGUGCCCAUCGCUACGAAAAUGACCCGAACUUUUUAGUGAAUGCUGUUGUGGUCACCUCAGGUGUAUUUCCGUCCAAUGUUUGAGUGUUCAAUAUAAAAAUGAGAUUUUUUAAAUAGUGUUACUUGGGCUGCAAUGUUGUUUUUAACGUUACUCUAGUUUUAUGUGCAUUAUACCUUUGCCCUGUACUCCUACCUCGUUAUUCUUUUAAAUUGGUUGAUUUUAACAAUGAUUUUUGUUAACCGACAAGACAAGUGGAGAAUUCAAAUACAUAUACUGUACCAUACUUAUGAAAGAAAGGUGAUCAAUAAUCAACAUGCUUUGAACAUCAUAUUGCUUUGCUCAAACUAUCUGUUACUAUGUUGUUUAAAUAAAAAGAACAUCAAGCCAAAAAGUGCAGCGGACGAACACCUUCCCAACCGGAAGUCCUAGUCAAACGGAUUUUGUCAAAAUGACAUCAUUUUGAUGUAAGUGUCAAGAUUUUGUCAUUUUCGUUUUACGUUUUGAUGUCAUUUUGAGAUAAAGUCACAUCAAAUGAUCUCUAAUUGACAUCAAAAUGUAAAACGAAAAUGACAAAAUUUCUUGACAAUGAUAUCAAAAUUAUGUCAUUUUGACAAAAUCCGUUUGACUGGGUGUGUUCUCCAGACAGGCCAACGUCACAUGACGAGACCUUUCAUUCCCGUCCCGGCGUGGCCCAAAGCUCGUUCUGUGCAAUUUUCCCAUUUAUCUUAAGUUUGUAUUAAUUCAGUGAACACUUGUCCUUUUCUUCUGAGAAAUAUUUGUUUAGGCGAGUUGGUGAUCCCGGUGCUCCUUUACACGUACUUAAAACGUUUAUGUAUUAAUCACUCAGUGUAUGUACUGUGAUGGCAUUAUUAAACAUUAAAUAUAGAGCUUAAAAACCAAUGGGCAGCACAAGAUCCAUGUGUACAAAGUUUAGGGUGAUAAGAAUUUGUUAAAGAUCAAUGCUGUGAAAUUAAAUGUUAAUUUAGUUCUAGGCUUAAGCUAUGCGUGCCUUUUCUGAGAACUUUUGGUGACUUGUUAUCUCAGACGUAUCAAUCCGAAUCGCACACUGUUUGCUUUAAGUCAUCAAGUCACUUUGGCGCCUGUUCCGACCAUACACAAAUUGUCAGUACUGCAUCUCACAAUUUUAGUGAGUUUCAAACUAUAUGCUUUAACAUAGGGCCUAAAGUUGUUUUUUUUCUUUAAAUCGUUUAAGUAUAGAAAUUUAUAUAUAUGAAUUUAUGGAUAUAUGUUAAAAUUAUUAUUAAAAUAUUAUUUCACCUGAAUUCUCAA